CCUUGCUGUGAUGCAGUGCCAGGAUGGAUGUGCACGGCAUGGCGGUCCAGACUUUUUUUGUGAUUCUUUUUUUUUUACCUCGGGAUAUUGGCCGUCAGCUAAAUGUCAUGCAGCCGACGCCGGAGAUGGAUGGGGGCGAGUGGUUCAUUGUUACAGGAUGCAGGCGUUGUUGGCGCAGACUGCUCAAAAGGCAAAAGCUUGGGAUGAUACAAGAACUUCUAGACCUCGAUCUGGCUACAUUUAGUCUAGUCUCAAGGGUGUUUGUUUAAUUAAUGAGAAACGCUUUGCAAC
Molecule: messenger RNA, 291 nt
Organism: Trichoderma atroviride IMI 206040
Lineage: Eukaryota; Fungi; Ascomycota; Sordariomycetes; Hypocreales; Hypocreaceae
Source: RefSeq, a predicted model, not a curated record